AUGUCAGCACAAGAUGUGAUGAUCGAAGUGAACCAGUAUCGAGCAACACCCAAAAAUACGGCUCUCCCGUCGUUUCUGCGACUGCCCGCUAACUCGACCACCAAUCUCCGCGCUAAACGUCAAGCUUCAUGUCAAGGAUGUUGCUUACCUGGACCACCUGGACCUGAUGGUCCACCGGGUAAAAAUGGAAGACCAGGUCGCCCAGGAGCACAAGGUCCACCAGGAUUCCCAGGACGACCACCAGCAGUAUGCGAACAAGUCACGGAACCACCAUGCACUCCUUGUCCACCUGGAGAACCAGGACCACAGGGACCCCAAGGAGAUCCCGGGAACGCUGGACCACCUGGCCCACCAGGAAGAAAUGGAAAUGACGGAAAUCCAGGACCUCAAGGACCACCCGGAGCUCCGGGUCCACGUGGUGAACCAGGACGCGACGGACCUCGUGGAGAGGCCGGAAGACCAGCAAUAUCAACGCCUGCUCUACCAGGAGAUCCUGGAACACCUGGAGAACAAGGACCACAAGGUUUACCGGGAGACCCAGGUGAGCCCGGACGUCCGGGAUCGGACGGCCCACCAGGUCCGCCUGGACCACCCGGUCCUCCGGGAGCGAACGGUGAACCUGGAGAGCCAGGGCCACAGGGAACACCCGGUCGUCCAGGACCACAAGGUGAACGGGGUAUUUGUCCAAAAUAUUGCGCACUCGACGGUGGCGUUUUCUUCGAAGAUGGAACACGACGUUGA
This is a messenger RNA of Anisakis simplex (herring worm), 741 nucleotides long. The record is from the annotation of a GenBank genome assembly. Lineage: Eukaryota; Metazoa; Nematoda; Chromadorea; Rhabditida; Anisakidae.